Molecule: messenger RNA, 1122 nt
Organism: Ziziphus jujuba (common jujube)
Lineage: Eukaryota; Viridiplantae; Streptophyta; Magnoliopsida; Rosales; Rhamnaceae
Product: metal transporter Nramp7.2-like
Exons: 8
Coding region: 183-1037 (284 amino acids)
Biological process (GO): metal ion transport
Cellular component (GO): membrane
Molecular function (GO): manganese ion transmembrane transporter activity; cadmium ion transmembrane transporter activity
Source: RefSeq, a predicted model, not a curated record
UUAAAAAAAAGAAAAGAAAGGGAGAGGCUGCUCCUAGGACAACAUGAACCAUUUCUCUAUAAAUUCAUGCAUGUCAUAUUCCAGUUUUGUGUCUUUCUCAUCACUGUCAUCAGCUAAAAACACAGUGUGGUAGACAAAGAAACACACUGAAAAGAAAAAAAAGAAGGAAAAAAAAAAAAAUCAUGGAAAGCCAACAACAUCAACAUGGUAGCGAUAUGAGUGUUGUAAUUCCAUCAACAUGGGGAAGUGGAAGCAACCGAAUAGCCUCCUUGAAGUCCCCCCCACCGCCUACUUCCGUCUCUAAUGACAACUCCGACAAAAACACUACCGACCACCAUCCCGACGAUGUCCAGAAACGUGGAUGGAGAAAGUUUCUGUCUUAUGUAGGCCCAGGAUUUCUUGUCUCUCUGGCAUAUCUCGACCCCGGAAACUUGGAAACUGAUCUGCAAGCUGGAGCUAACCAUGGAUAUGAGCUACUGUGGGUGAUCCUUAUCGGAUUGGUUUUUGCUCUCAUUAUCCAAUCACUUGCGGCAAACCUCGGUGUGACUACGGGGAAACAUCUUGCAGAGUUAUGCAAGGCUGAGUAUCCACUAUUAGUCAAGUACUGUUUAUGGUUAUUAGCAGAGCUUGCGGUCAUAGCUGCCGACAUACCCGAAGUGAUCGGAACAGCUUUUGCACUGAAAAUACUGUUCAACAUCCCCGUUUGGGUUCGAGUUCUGUUAACUGGUGGUAGCACUCUUCUCCUUUUGGGCCUUCAAAGAUAUGGGAUAAGGAAGCUGGAAAUGCUAAUAGCAGUUCUAGUGUUCAUAAUGGCUGCGUGUUUCUUUGGAGAGAUGAGUUAUGUGAAGCCGCCGGCAUCGAAGUUGUUGAAAGGGAUGUUUACACCAAAGCUCGGUGGCAAAGGAGCCACCGGCGAUGCCAUAGCCCUUUUGGGUGCCCUUGUUAUGCCGCAUAAUCUUUUUCUCCAUUCGGCUCUUGUGCUGUCUAGAAAAGUACCCCACUCCGUCCGUGGAAUCAAUGUAAGUAAUUUGAACUAGUAAUUGUAUUACUGAGAGUAUACAUUUAAGGUUGAAUUCUUGAUCUGAAUGAAAAAUACCCCUCCGUCAUGUUGUAAUAGAGAGA